CCUUCUUCCAAGCUGUUAACUUGCAAUUCAGGCCAGUGUCUAGUUUUCAAGAGGCCAGCGAGAGCCACAAGAUCCCUUCUCAACGUCGACUUUCGCUUCGAGAUACCUUUACAAGUGCUGUACAUGCCAUAUCGCCGUUCUCUGGCAACUUGCGCCGCUCAGACGACCGACUCGGAACGCCUGCAACUUUCGUUGGCCCCCCAUGAGUCCUCGAUCCUCUCGAUAAUCGCCUUUGCUCGCAAUGUCUGACGAAGAGACCACAAGCAGGGCCACUGGGCCCGAAAUCGACAUCGCCAAGGCUGCUAUAUCAAUUGCCUCUUCAUCGACAUCCUUGCGCAUCGGGCAGCUGCAUGCUAUCAACGAAGCUUUGGCCAGCCGCAGUCUUGAACCCUCCUCGAUAUCGCAAAUAGUCCAGCUUCUGAUUGCGACGAUCCCCCUCUACACCGACCGAGAGUCGAGAUUGGCGGUGCAGACAUGUCUUGCAACGCUGGUCAACAACGGCAUUGAGCCGAAACUCUUGGGAAGCGUUGCCAAGUACAUUCGGAGUGAAGCCCAGAAGCCUGCAAUAGCUGUGUCCAACUCAUUUGUGCUCGUCGAGUGGUGCAGCCUGCUGAUGCAGAAUCUUGCUGGUACAUCAUUGUGGGAGAAUGUCGCUAAUGACAUCCUUAUCUGCAUCGCUGAUUCUUUCGAGCGUUGCGUGCGGCCAAAUUCGAAACGAAGCGUCGCAAACUCUGCUACCCUGGUCACUAGGAGAGGCUUCAGGAAACUGUUCAAAUCUGAGAGCCACCGGGAGAAGACACUGAACGAUGCCUUGUCAAUACUGGCAAGGCCGGCCAGCCACCCGAUCGCCAAAAACUCGCCUCUGCUCGGUCUCAUAGCCGGGGUCUCUGCGCGCAUUGGAGAGAUGAAGCCUCUACUCGAAUCCCACAAACCACAAUACUACGAAUUCUAUACGCGGGAGGUUGUUGGUUCCAAAGUUGCCGUCGAACGACAUGUGGCGUCGGGGUUACGGGACUUCUUCACCGAGUUCUCUACCCUUGAAGAGAUUGAGAAGCAAGUGGUUCCAACCCUAGAAAAGGGCCUGUUGCGAGCGCCUGAGAUCAUCCUCACCGGCGUUCUUAGGCCUCUUGUAGCCUCUUUGCCGAAGAGCUAUGAUCUCUCCAAGAUCCUCAAGGAAAGACUAUUGAAGCCACUCUUGUCUAGCAUCAAGUCAAGCAAUGUUCAAGUCCGCACAGGGGCAGUUGGCUCCUUCAAGGAUCUCGUUUCACGGUCGCAUGAUGAAGCCCUUCUGCAGGCCAUAGUUGAAGAGGUCCUGAAUCCUCUUAAAGGGGGAAAGCUAUCAGCUGCUGACCACCGAGUCCUGCACGCAGAGAUGUUGGAGGGCAUCACCUUACCACAGGCGUCUGCCCUUGUAGUUGCCACUGGCCUUGCUGCUGUGGCUGCGAAGGAGGGCAAUGAACCAGCUUUGAGCGCCGAAACAUCAGCUCUUGCACGAGCACUGUCACAAAUUCUGAACCAAGAAGUAGAGAUACCCAAACCGGUUUUCGAUACUUUGGCCAAGGGCUUGUCCGACAAGAAGCCGAAUUCUCGGAGGCUAUGGCUAUUGUUGGUUGCCAACAUACUUGAGUCAGGGUCAAGCAAUGGCUUUACCGCCGGGCAGCUAAAGUUUGCCGAGGCGGUCGUACCUAAGCUCGUCGACAACUUUGAGGAUGUGGCAGGUAACCCUGUGGUUGCUGUUCAGAAUGGUAUCGCCGUUGGCGCAUUCAUCUUGACCGCUCUUGCGCCGCGUCUGCAGAAAGAUUUGUCUGCUGAGGCAUCUAAACAGCUACUUGCAAAAGUAACUGUCUCUCAAGAGGGCCUGUCAUCUGGGGGGAAACAAGGAUUUCUACUCAACCAUCGCAUCUUCACAAAGCUAGCCGGCGAGACAGACUUGCACUGGUUUUCGUGCGCCCUUUCAAGCAUUGCUCUGUUCCUCAGCGAGCAGCAAAACAAAGACCUGCUUUUGGCGUGGGCCGAAGCUGAGAUCUUUACAAUAGCAGGCCAGGCCGUCCCGUCUCGAACACAGCAAGAAAGCGCGAGAGCCUUGGCCACUACCUACGCCAGUUCACCAGCUGUUGUUGGUACAGCUAUCAUCGACGGGCUGUGGAGUUGCGCGCUACACCCAGCAACUAAGGACAAAGACCUACGACUGGAUCCAGAUAGCUUGAAUCACGUCUUGAAGUCAAUAUGCCCCGAGCCCAGCGUGGAUGGCCCGGAUGCCGUCUCUUCUGAGGUCAACGAGUCGCAAGCUUGCUCCAUGCUGGUGAUUGCAAGGCCUGAGCUUGUGCCACGCUGCAGUUGGAUCGCCUUGUGCUUGCGCAUGGGCAUAGACCCAGGAAACCUUGUUCAGAAGCACAAGGAUCAAGUGAUGGCAGAGGUUGAGAAGUGGGCGUCCGAUGCGUCCGAGCUGGCUCGAACGGCCGCUUUCAGUGCUGCUGCUGAGCUGGCGUUUGUCGCCCCUGAUAUCAUCGUACCUCGCCUGAUCGAGCUCGUCAGCGCUGAUCUUGAUGCCUCUCAGCUAGCCGGCGUGGGGCCAAUGGAAGCCGCCAUCUUCCGCACGCCUGAGGGAACUUGCUUUGUGGACGUCCUGGCCAAAAAGUCUCAAAACACUGUGCCAAACAAGAACCAAAAGGACUACGACAUACUGAAAUGGGAAGAGGAGCUCAGAGGCCAGCUAGAGAAGAAGAAGGGCCAGCAACGAAAGCUAACAGCUGAGGAGACCAGCAAAGUCAAUGCUCAACUCAAGAAGGAGGAGGGUAUCCGAAACGCGCUUCGAGCUACAGCAUCUCGUAUCCUGCGUGGCCUGGGAAUCAUCAAGGCCCUCGCCACUGGCCCGCCUACAGAAGCAAGUUCGUGGGUUGGCGUCUCCACUCGCCUUCUUCUCAGCGUCCUCGAUGCAGGGGCUGGUCUCAUUGUGGGUGAUGUUCCCGCAGACACUUAUCUGGCUAUAGCAGACAAGACUGCCUCUCGCCUCGGAGCACUACGCCAAUCUAUUGCCCUAGCAACUCUCCGACUGCGGGAGAUUCCUCUGUCCGAGAACUUUAUCCAAGAGCCCCUCGAGGACCUGGUCACGCGAGUACUGUAUCGUCUGCGCUUCGCCGGCGAACAGAGGCCUUUUGAUGCCGUAACCCUGACGUACGCACUGCCACUUCUGUUCGAUGUUCUCCAUCGAGGUGGCACCGGGGAGGAUGCGGACGAUCGUGACGUACAGGUCGUCCUGGCCUUUGAAGUCAUCUCUUUCCAUACCAACGUCUGUGCCGAAGAUUCGGUGCCGCGCGGCGACAUCUUCACUGCGCUGAUAUCAUCAAUGGAACACUAUACGCAACAUUACAAGAUGAUCAGGGACUGCUUCACCGAUUUGGUUCGCUGUGUCGCGCCUAAUAUCACACACGACGAGGUGAAGAUCCUGGUCAAGGGCACUAUUGUCCCGCAAAGCGCAGUUCGCACGACAGUGCUACAGUCGAUCAGUGCCGAGGUUGAUGUGAGCGAUUUUGGCUACUCGGACGAGCUGUGGCUAGCGUGCCAUGAUGACGAAGAAGAGAACCAAGAACUGGGCCGCGAAAUCUGGGCAGAGUGCGAUGUGGAGGUCGACGGAGACGUGUCAACCAAGAUGCUGCCUUACCUGCAGUCCAAGGACCACCAACUCCGACGUGCUGCUGCGAGGUCCAUUGCGGAGGCAACAUCUCUGCACCCUGGUACCCUGGACACCCUUCUCUCCAAACUCAAGUCAAUGUAUCAGGAAUUGGCGGAACCCAAGAAACAGGAGCUCGAUGAGUUUGGAAUGCCCAAGAAAAUGGACUUGGCCGAUCCUUGGGAGGCUAGGCAGGGAGUUGCUACUGCUUUCAAGGAGCUCGCUCCAUUAUUGACCGCCACGCAACUCAGCACCCUCUUUGACUUCAUGAUCAGCAACGGUCCCCUUGGCGAUAGGGAUGCCAAGGUACGAUCUGAGAUGCUGGAAGCAGCCAUUCGUGCCAUUGAGCUCCACGGCAAGUCGUCCGUCGACGAGCUCAUGGCCAAGUUCGAAUCUACCCUCGAGGGCACAGACAAGGCGAGCCACGAAGGUGAUCUCGUGAACGAGGCCGUGAUCAUCAUGUAUGGUGCACUCGCCCGACAUUUGGCCGCGGGUGACUCCAAGAUACCCGUUGUCAUCGAACGCCUCCUCGCAACUCUGAGUACCCCCUCAGAGACAGUCCAGUCUGCCAUUGCUGAUUGCCUGCCUCCACUUGUCAGGGCUUGUUCAGACAAGUCUGGGAAAUACUUUGAGCAGAUUGUCGACCAACUUCUGAAUUCCAAGAAGUACGCAACGCAGCGAGGCGCAGCGUAUGGUUUGGCUGGUCUGGUGCAAGGGCGCGGCAUCGCAUCAUUGCGCGAGUACCGGGUCCUCUCUACAUUCAAAAGUGCCCUAGAGAACAAGAAAGAUGCUCAUCAGAGAGAGGCUUCUUUUCUUGCUUUCGAACUGCUGGCGACUAUUCUUGGAAGACUCUUCGAGCCUUACGUUAUCCAGAUUGUGCCCCAACUUCUGGCAGGGUUUGGCGACGCCAAUGGUGACGUCCGGGACGCAUGUCUGGCUGCUGCCAAGGCUUGCUUCGGGAAUCUCAGUUCAUAUGGUGUGAAGCAGAUUAUGCCAACGCUCUUGAAUGGGUUGGAUGAGGACCAGUGGCGUAGCAAACGCGGUGCUUGCGAGCUCCUUGGUGCCAUGGCUUACCUGGAUCCACAACAGCUUGCCAACAGCCUGCCUGACAUUAUUCCACCUCUGACUGGUGUGCUGAAUGACAGUCACAAGGAGGUCAGAUCGGCGGCUAACCGAAGUUUGAAGAGAUUUGGCGAAGUGAUCAGCAACCCUGAGAUCAAAGGUCUUGUUGACAUUCUUCUCAAGGCUCUCAGUGAUCCUACCAAGUACACUGAUGAGGCUCUUGAUUCCCUCAUCAAGGUUCAGUUUGUGCAUUACCUAGACGCGCCCUCCCUCGCUCUAGUUACACGCAUUCUUCAACGUGGUCUUGGAGAUCGCUCAAACACCAAACGCAAGGCUUCACAAGUCAUUGGCAGUCUGGCUCAUCUCACUGAGAAGAAGGACAUUGUGGCACACUUGCCUGUGCUCGUGGCGGGUCUGAAGCUUGCGGCAGUUGAUCCAGUCCCCACUACUCGCGCCACGGCAUCAAGGGCUCUUGGAUCCCUCAUGGAGAAACUGGGCGAGGAUGCCUUGCCGGACCUCAUUCCUGGCCUUAUGCAGACACUGAAGUCCGACACUGGCGCUGGUGACCGACUUGGCUCGGCUCAGGCGCUCAGUGAGGUGCUUGCUGGUUUGGGCACGACAAGGUUAGAGGAGACUCUGCCCACAGUUCUACAGAAUGUGGAGUCAUCCAAACCUGCUGUUCGCGAAGGCUUCAUGUCUUUGUUCAUCUUCCUUCCCGUCUGCUUUGGCAACAGCUUCUCGAACUAUUUGGGUCGCAUUGUGCCUCCCAUUCUCGCCGGAUUGGCAGAUGACGUCGAGUCAAUUCGAGAGACUGCCCUACGCGCGGGUCGCCUGCUUGUGAAGAACUUCGCUGUGCGAGCUGUGGACUUGCUGCUUCCCGAGCUCGAGCGCGGUCUUGCGGACGACAGCUACAGAAUCCGACUCAGCUCCGUUGAGCUCGUGGGAGACCUGCUGUUCAACCUCACCGGCAUCAGAGCUGACGCCGAGCAAGACGAGGAUGAUGAAGACAUCAAGGAAGCCAGCGCGUCCCUCAAGGAGGUUCUUGGAGAAGAAAAGCGCAACAAGAUCCUCUCGGCCCUGUAUGUCUGCCGCUGUGACACUGCUGGAUCCGUCCGCGCUGCUGCUUUGGCUGUCUGGAAGGUGUUGGUACACAGCCCCCGAACGCUCAAGGAGCUGGUGCCAACUCUCACGCAACUCCUCAUCCGUCGUCUGGGCAGUUCGAACAUGGAGCAUCGUGUCAUCGCCAGCAACGCACUUGGCGAGCUCAUUCGCAAGGCUGGCGAUGGCGUUCUCUCAAGCUUGUUGCCAACUUUGGAGAAGGGCCUGCAAACAUCAACCGAUACAGAUGCCAAGCAAGGUAUCUGUCUCGCCCUCAAGGAGCUUAUUUCAUCGGCAACACCCGAAUCGUUGGAAGAGCAUGAGAAGACGCUUAUUUCUGUGGUGCGAACCGCCCUCACAGACUCUGACGAUGAAGUCAGGGAGGCAGCUGCAGAGGCUUUCGACUCCCUGCAGAGCAUUUUCCAGAAGCGCGCUGUCGACCAAGUCUUGCCUUACCUUCUCACAUUGCUGAGAUCGGAAGAGCAAGCGGACAAUGCUCUAUCCGCUCUCUUGACGUUGCUGACGGAGACUACGCGGUCCAACAUUAUUAUUCCCAUCCUCAUUCCAGAUCUGGUCAAACCGCCCAUCUCCGCAUUCAACGCCAAGGCGAUUGCUUCCCUAUCCAAGGUCGCCGGCGCCGCCAUGAACCGUCGCCUCCCCAAUAUCAUCAAUUCCUUGUUGGACAAUGAAGUUUCAACUACCGAGGAGAAAUUGCGCGAUGAUCUCGAGAACUCCCUCGACACCGUUAUUCAGCACAUUGACGAAUAUGACGGCCUGAACAUCAUCAUGAGCGUCUUGCUCCAGUCUCUCAAGCACGAUGAUCAUCGCAAGAGAGCAGCCACAGCUCGUCAUUUUGGCAGCUUCUUCCGAUCCGCCAGUGUCGACUACUCUCGAUACAAUCAGGACAUUGUCCGAUCUUUGCUCAACUCGUUCGACGACGGUGAUCUCGAUGUCGUCAAGGCGGCUUGGGCAGCCUUGUCGGAAUUCACCAAGAAGCUUCGCAAAGAAGAGAUGGAGUCUCUGGUUAUUUCAACACGCCAAACGCUUCAGCGCGUUGGAGUCUCUGGCUCUAAUCUCAAGGGUUUCGAGCUGCCAAAGGGCAUCAAUGCCAUCCUGCCCAUCUUCUUGCAAGGUUUGAUGAAUGGUACGCCGGAACAAAGAGUACAAGCUGCGCUAGGUAUUUCGGAUCUUGUGGAUCGCACCAGCGAGGCUUCUCUCAAGCCCUUCGUCACGCAGAUCACCGGCCCCUUGAUUCGUGUCGUUUCGGAGCGCUCCGUAGAGGUCAAGUCUGCCAUUUUGUUGACGCUCACCAAUCUGUUGGAGAAGAUGCCAGCUGCCUUGAAGCCCUUCUUGCCUCAACUUCAGCGCACCUUUGCAAAGUCUCUUGCUGAUACGUCGAGCGAGACACUGCGCUCGCGCGCUGCAAGGGCCCUUGGCACCCUGAUCAAGUACACCCCUCGUAUUGAUCCUCUCAUUGCCGAGCUUGUUACUGGAUGCAAGACCUCGGACUUGGGAGUCAAGACUGCCAUGCUCAAGGCCUUGUAUGAAGUCAUUAGCAAGGCUGGAGCCAACAUGGGCGAAUCGUCCAGGUCAGCAGUGCUUUCUCUCAUCGACCUAGAGACAGAUGAGCGCGACGAGACCAUGACCAUGACAAAUGCUAAGCUACUUGGUGCACUUAUGAAGAAUGUGCCAGAGGAUGCUGCGCAGAAUCUUCUGCGGAACAGGGUGCUCGCAACGCAACCUACCAAUGCUUCAGUCCUCGCCCUGAAUGCGGUGCUGGUAGAGUCACCAGACGCGCUCCUGAAGAGCUCCAUGGCGGAAGAGUUGCCGGAACUACUGAGCCAAGGAAUGGCUCAUAAGACACCCUUCAUCGCCAACAACUUCAUCCUCGCCACCGGCAAGCUCCUGCUCUCGUCACCGCCGAGCUACGAGCUUUCCAAGGGUUUGUUCAGCACGUUGGCAUCGGUUAUUGAGCCUGGCAACGCUACAGACUCCCGGCGGCUGGCGCUUGUCGUGACAAGGACUGUCAGCCGGGCGGAUACGGACUUGGUACGACCGCACCUGCCUAUUCUCGCACCCCCAAUCUUUGCGAGUGUCAGGGAUCCUGUGAUCCCAGUCAAAUUGUCCGCUGAAGCUGCUUUCGUGGAGCUUUUCAGCGUCGCUGAUGAGGAAAGCCGUGUGUUUGAUAAGUACAUGGCUGGACCCGGUGCAGAACAACCGCCAAACACGAAGAGGAGCAUGGGUGACUACUUCAAACGAGUUGCUCUGAGGCUUGGAACCCAAGCACGGGAGAGGAGAGAGGCCGAGGGUGGCCAAGGUGGUCUUGGCCUCUCCAACGAUGAGCAGGAAGACGAAAAGGAGAUUUGGAGUGUCGGGAAGGUUGAUCUGGGCGAAGAUAACUUCGACUAGCUCAUAUCUCAAUGAGUUACUGUGAUCAUAUUCGUACAGAAUACACAUGUGCACCACAUCAAAGUGACAUUGCUGUUUUGCGCAGGGCUCAGUGGCUGCCGGACGUCUCGACUGCAGUGACAAGCGCCCAACUCAUUAUCAUCGGGCACACGGAUUGAGACAACAUGGACACUAGAACUCUGCGACCUCAGCAAGCCAUUGACCAGUGCUUGGGAUCAAUUCGUACAGACCUGGAUUUGCAGGGUCCAAUGUCCAACACGC
Emericellopsis atlantica is the source of this 8500-nucleotide messenger RNA. RefSeq names its product armadillo-type protein. Gene Ontology annotation, molecular function: protein kinase regulator activity. The transcript has 3 exons. The coding region runs from base 242 to 8239 and encodes 2665 amino acids. Gene Ontology annotation, biological process: cellular response to amino acid starvation; regulation of translation. Gene Ontology annotation, cellular component: cytosol. Lineage: Eukaryota; Fungi; Ascomycota; Sordariomycetes; Hypocreales; Bionectriaceae. The record is from RefSeq and is a predicted model, not a curated record.